Messenger RNA from Cannabis sativa, 932 nucleotides. Its product is annotated as copper transporter 1-like. Lineage: Eukaryota; Viridiplantae; Streptophyta; Magnoliopsida; Rosales; Cannabaceae. Bases 211 to 681 code for a protein of 156 amino acids. Gene Ontology annotation, biological process: copper ion transmembrane transport; intracellular copper ion homeostasis. Gene Ontology annotation, cellular component: plasma membrane. The transcript has a single exon. Gene Ontology annotation, molecular function: copper ion transmembrane transporter activity. The record is from RefSeq and is a predicted model, not a curated record.
UUCACACCUAUUUAUAUUCUUACUAAAAAAUUUACUAAUUAAGUUAUGGAACACAAGUGUUGCUUGUAAAAAAACCCGAAAGAAAGUAAAAUCUACACUUGUCAAACAAAGAGCGUGAACCCAUACAUACUUCUUCUCUCUAUAUAGGUAUGCCUACUUAUACAAACCCACUUUCAUCAAUAUCACCAAAAACACCACCAUCGAUUACCCAUGUCAGAAUCCGGGGAUACAAUGUGGUCCUCGCCACCGGCGACGGCCAUGAACGACACAGGAAACACCCAUUUCGGGAGAAGAAUCCCUAUGCACAUGACAUUCUUCUGGGGCCACGUCACCGAGAUACUCUUUCGGGGUUGGCCCGGAUCCAACUCGGCCAUGUACGGGUUAUCGUUGGUCUUCGUAUUUACUAUGGCCCUCGUCGUUGAGUGGCUCGCUCAAUCUGAUUUCGUCGUACCUGGUAGCUCCGCCGAUCUAACGGCGUCAGUGCUUCGGACUCUGCUCCAUACGGUGCGUUCAGGGAUGUCUUAUUUGGUUAUGCUCGCCGUUAUGUCUUUUAACGGCGGCAUUUUUAUCGCCGCAAUUUGUGGACAUACCAUCGGGUUCUUCGUUUUUCGGACUCGGGCUUUGUUGAGGACAGCCCAUUCGGGUUCGGGUUCGGAAAGACCGUACGGUCAUGCGAUAUGAAAGUUGGAAGAGUUUAGUUUCAAAUUUACAAUUGGUUAUUUUAAUUUGUUGCAUGUUGUUGAGCUAUGACCAGAUUUUUUUUUUUUUGGAGGGAAUUAAUGAGUCCGUUUUAUUAUCAUAGCCAUUACUUUCAAUUUUAAUUUGAAGAAAUAAUUUUUAGUUUAGGCACUUUUUUUUCUUUCUUUCUUCUUCUUGUGAAUAGAAUGAUUUUUAUCGAAUAUAAGACUGCAAAUACAGACAAGUAUUAUAAA